Messenger RNA from Cynoglossus semilaevis (tongue sole), 1227 nucleotides. It is a transcript of the gene cfap410, whose product is annotated as cilia and flagella associated protein 410. Lineage: Eukaryota; Metazoa; Chordata; Actinopteri; Pleuronectiformes; Cynoglossidae. Bases 153 to 938 code for a protein of 261 amino acids. Gene Ontology annotation, cellular component: U4/U6 x U5 tri-snRNP complex. Gene Ontology annotation, biological process: mRNA splicing, via spliceosome; cytoskeleton organization. The record is from RefSeq and is a predicted model, not a curated record. The transcript has 7 exons. Gene Ontology annotation, molecular function: protein binding.
UGUUGUUGGAUACACGCAUGCGCGUUUGUGGCAACAUCCCUGCUACUGAAGUUGAGAUGUUGGUCUUGUUUGUCAUAAUGCGCUGUUGUUUGUGAAUGUAAAAUGGCCUACUUUUCUUACACCUACACCUCUCGGUUGUCGACGGACUCGCAAUGAAGUUAACACGACAACAAGUUCUCGCCAAGGCUAAGGCCUCUGAUUUAGAAAGCGUGAAGAAACUGAACUGCUGGGGAUGCAACCUAACAGAUAUUUCAAUCUUCUCUCAGAUACCCAACAUUAAGGUCCUGACACUGAGUGCCAACAGCAUCUCAUCUCUGGCUCCUCUGGCCCAAUGUCUGUCUCUGUGUGAGCUUUAUCUGUGGAGGAACAUGAUUCCAUCCCUCUCUGAGCUCUCACAUCUGCAGCCGUUGACACAUCUGAAAGUGCUCUGGUUGGCUGAAAAUCCCUGUUGCGGAACCGAGUCCAACAAGUAUCGGAUGACAGUGCUGCGCACCCUGCCUCAUCUCCACAGGUUGGACAACCAGGUGGUGACGAAUGAAGAAGUUAACCUUGCCGUGACAGAGGGUGAUGUAGUCACCACACCUCCGGGCACUAACCAAACGCAGUUGCCUACGAAUGGACUCUCAGAAGCAGAGGCGGGAAACGACCCAGGCAACUAUAACAUGGAAGAAACAAAUAAAAUUAGAGAAGAGUUAGGAAUGAAGCCGCUGUCGAGAGACAAGUUCCCUUCCCUUUCCUCUCCAUCGACAAAGGAAAGUAAAUCACUAAGAAAGACUCACACCCUUGAUGCUGUGUUGCUGCUGCUUGGGGACAUGGACAGAGAGGAGCUUCACGUCGUCCUUACGGCCACACAGAACAGGCUCCAGGCUUUCACACUGCACCCAGAGACUCUCAAAGACUCAUUGCUAACGCACAAAACUGUGGAUGCCCAACACUGAAACGACUUACCCGAUUUACUUGGUCCAUCGCUGGAGACGCCCACGUAUGCCAUGGCCUCUGUUCACAACACAUCUUUAAACGCAAUAUUAUUGUGCUGAAAUAGACAAUAUCUCUAACUAAAAUCCAGAAUGACAAUAAUUUGUCCCUCUUGUUUUGGUUACCUUUAUCCUCCCGUUGAUGGAACAGGUACAGUAAUCCUCGACACUGCAGCAGAGCCCACGAAUGUGUAUUAUUUACGAAAAAGGAAAGUAUAUUUCUUUAAAUAAACGAUAAAACACUGCACUCUCA